UCUGCCGAACGAACAACGUUUACCCCAACCGUUGGCCGGACGAAAAUUCAGUUCGCUGCGGAUUUUCAUAUGGGAAACACAUUUCACUUCACUAGUGGUCCGUUCGUCAUCCCGGGGUGUGCUGGGGGUCCGUUUUUUUCCUUGGCAUAUACUCCUGUGUGCUAGAUAUUUUAUUUUCUUCGAGGACAAGCAGGAGGAAGGUGCAAGGGAUUCGAGCGGUGCAUAGCCGAAGAUUAAGGAAGGGGGUUUCGGGUGCUUAGAAGUGAGUGCAAUUUGGCCCUAGCUGGUCCUAAAAUGGUGAAGAUGGUAGUUGGAAAGUGAGAAUUUGCUGCAACUUCGUGGGUCUUUGUGAGAGUCUGAGGCUCCGAGUGAUAAUCCUGGAGUGAAAAAACUCGGAUUGGGUAAUAACGUUUGAGUGCACGAGUGGCGACGAAAUCGGUUACGUGUUCGAAGAAAAAUUUGAAAACCUGUCGAAAUUUUAUCCUUACUUGGAUUUCUUGUUGAAGCGAAUACAGUUGGAAUUGGAGAGCGGUGGCGAAGAAAGGAAAAGUGUCGAAAGAAAAUUAACGGUAAUCUGAAGCUGCAGUUAUAAGAAGUGCGGAUACAGUUAUUUGAUUUUUUCCUUUUGGAGAUAUUUUCUAGAAGCUACUGCAAUAGUCACUGGUAGAGGUGAAAUCGAUACUAGUAAAAGUUCGGAAUUCUUUCAACCUAAAAAAAAUCAUCAGUGAAUAAAGGCAGGCAGUAAAAAGUUAUCGUUAUUCAAUGAUCGUUAUUGUGGAAGUUUGAAUGGAACAGGGAAGAUCAUAAAAACCUAUGCGUUGAAAUGUGAAAAAAGGGCAGACUCAGAUGUAAAAGUCGAAUCUAUAGUUGGAUUGUACGUUAGCGAAAAAUAUCAUAAAACGCUACGCAUCGCCGACGGGGACGUGAAAAGGGGCGACGAAGCUUGCGAAAAUUUGGUGAAAUAAAGUAUCGUAAAAAAUAGCCACGCUGCACGACGACGACGACAUCACAACUCGCAGAUCUUGCCUAGACACCAUUUCCUGUGGCAAACCAACGGCGGCGGCAACGACGACGAAGACGACGGCCAAGACAAGAACGGCGAAUUAUAUAUAAUUUCUGUUGUAACUUCUCGCGUGGCACUCGGCGGAAGUAAAGAUUUCUAGUGUAGAGUGGUGACUAUAGCGAAAAAAAGUGGAACUCAGCUACAGCAUCUACUGCAGGUACCUAUCAUCAUCAACGCCAGAGCAGCGACAUAAUUAACAGCCGCAAUUGAGAGCGCGACGACUUUGAGCCGAAUUUUUCCUGAGAAUAAAAUACAUCAACUGGAAUGUUUUGAUCGCAGACAUAGUUUGCAGAAGAUGUCAUAAUAUGGGUUUCACGUGCGAGAAAGCGCAUUAUCGCACGUCACACUCGGAGCAAAGUUGGAUCGAAACAAUUGGCUGUGAUCAGUUGACCGUACCAGAGCUCAAACCAGUCGGCUCUGUCAGCAAUUUCAAAAAGCAUCAAAAGCUCCGCCCGAAAGCCCACAACCAGAGCAAAUCACCACCAGCAGGUGAACAUCAAAGCACCACAAGCAUCCUCCCGCCUGCAACGGAGCCACCGACAGGAGUCAAUUCCGGAAUCAGCCUUCAUUACCCAUUCAAUCUCUUCCAUCCGUUCCACUUAUCAUCGUACCAGUGCUCGGCGAUUAUUUUAGAUAAACUCUCACAGUUUAUCUCUAAAUAUGUAGUGGUGAGAAGUGGCUCCGGAUGGAGCGUUGCACAACCCUGCGUCUCCAUCGGAAGUGGGCCAUUUCCAUCAGUCCCCCCUGAACCGAGUGCAUCGAAAUACCAACCGUUUCCGCCGUCGUCCCCGUCCUUCCCCCGCUCAACAACAUCGAGAGUAGCUAUAUCAAGAGCCUCCUGUACAUCGACUGCAGAACCGCAGCAAAAGGUGGUCCCGUUACCGCCAUUAUCGUCCUGUGAUCCUUUGGUAGCACCGGUUCAUCCGAUUGGCAGCACUGCUUCCACAACCGGGUGCACCAAAACGUUGCCAUACUCGUCGUCGUUAUCGUUGGAACAAGCUCCAUCAGCAGCAGCAUCAUUAUCGUCGACAACGUCCCAAGCCUUGCUGCUGACGCCUUCUUCGUCCAGCCUUCGGUUGCCUUCCAGAGAUCCUUCAUCGCACGAAACCCCUACGAUUUCAGAAUCAUCAAUAUUAGCAUCAUCAUCAACGACGACGACGACGGCGGCGGCGGCGGCUAGACCUACUAGUAGUCAUUAUCUUGUAAGACACUCACUUUGUUUAUAUGCAGCAUCUAGCGUUAUAUUAGCAUUAUGUUAUCUAACAAUACCAACAGUUGCCUCAGACACACCACAUACUAUGCGAGGAAAAACUCGAUUCGCCGAAGGAAAGUCGGACAAAGAAAUUUUAGAUCACCUAUUAACAGCCGCACGAUAUGACAAAAGGUUGCUACCACCAGUUGAUGAUGCGGAUUUCUGCUGCGGUAUGCAAACACCGGAAAUGGCAAAACAUAUUCCCGAUACGCGCGUUCCAGGACGUCCCCAAAAUCGCGGUUCUUUGACUGUGAAUAUUAGUGUACUGUUGUUAAGCUUAGCAUCGCCAGAUGAGUCUAGUUUAAAAUACGAAGUUGAAUUUUUACUUCAACAACAGUGGUACGACCCGCGGUUACGGUAUGCAAAUCAAUCAUCGUAUGAAUAUUUAAACGCAAUCCAUCACCACGAGGAUAUCUGGAUACCGGAUACGUACUUCAUCAUGCACGGCGACUUCAAGGACCCGCUGAUACCGAUGCACUUUGCCCUGCGGAUUUACCGCAACGGUACGAUCAACUAUCUCAUGAGGCGACACCUCAUCCUUUCUUGUCAAGGUAGACUGAACAUUUUUCCAUUCGAUGAUCCGCUGUGUUCAUUUGCGUUAGAAAGUAUAUCAUACGAACAGUCAGCGAUACGGUAUGUCUGGAAGAACGACGAGGACACUCUCCGGAAGAGCCCUUCGUUGACGACUCUGAAUGCGUACUUGAUCCAGAACCAAACAAUUACCUGCCCCAUUAAAGCCAGCUGGAGAGCCGAAGGACAGGCAUUAACAGAAGAAGACGAAGAAUUUCUCUGUAAUUUGUGCCAAAGGCGAUUUGAGGAGCAAGGAAAUUACAGUUGUCUGAAAGUGGAUUUAAUAUUUACAAGAGAUCGAGCGUUCUAUUUCACGACCGUAUUCAUUCCCGGCAUCAUACUGGUGACGUCGUCGUUCAUCACAUUCUGGCUGGAGUGGAACGCGGUUCCUGCCAGAUCAAUGAUAGGCGUCACGACCAUGCUGAAUUUUUUCACCACCUCCAACGGUUUCCGCAGCACACUUCCGGUGGUGUCGAAUCUAACGGCGAUGAACGUAUGGGACGGAGUGUGCAUGUGCUUCAUCUACGCCUCGCUGCUAGAGUUUGUCUGUGUCAACUAUGUCGGCAGGAAGCGACCACUGCACAACGUUGUAUAUAGACCUGGCGAGAAUCCAGUUACUCAGCGUCUUCCAGCUGUCCUAAACAGGAUCGGAAUAAUACUCGCGAGUCCCCUGACAUCAAGAAUAUUUUCGGAAACGAUUGAAAGCGAAUUCCACACGGCAAUUGCUGCCGAGAAAUCUGCCGCGUCAGCAGCUUCCUCCAAUCCAGGUGCAACUUCUACCACUACUGGUACUACUGCUACUUCCAAUGCUGCCACUCCAUCCGCUGCUGCUGCUGCAACUCAACAAGGGGCAGGGACCCCAACUUCCGCUUCGACCGUCAGCCCUUCCUCGACCAGACCCACCAGUGUCCUGAUGGAGGAAGGACUGGGCGAUGGUAAACCGACUUCCGUUCGAUCCCGUACUCAGCGCCAGCCGACCGUUGAAACCAAAAUCAACGAAAUCGGUGUGAUGGAAACGAGCUUCGGUGUGAAGAAACGAGAAUCGAGUGGACCGAACGAGAUCGUGGCCUGUACCAGCUGUGCGGGUGGAACCAGCCCAUGUACACACUCGGCGAACAAUGGCUGUGCUACCGAGACGUGCUUCGUUCAGGUUCGGAAAAAGGAACCACCCCAUCCGAUUCGGGUGGCCAAAACGAUCGAUGUCAUUGCACGGAUCACGUUCCCGUCGGCGUACGCAGUAUUUCUCAUAUUCUUCUUCAUCCACUAUAAAGGAUUCUCCUAGAAUACGAUCAACAAGCGUUUGCUUCAUGAGAUCUAUACGAAUAACCUGUUGUAACAGCAGACAGUUCACAUAGCUACAGCCAGUGUUGGAGUUUUUUUGUUUCUUCACCAGACAGCCUCCGGCUAUGGAUUCGCAUAUCAUCGCUCUAUCCAAACCACGGGUACAUGCCGAAGACCUUGACCCCAGAUUCCACAAUUUUCACACCACGCCCAGUGCAAACCCAAGUAGGAACAUUUUAUAAAACAUAUGAAUUACAUACCGCUUUGGAUUAAAAGUACUCAAAAUGAACAGAAAAUAGACAACGUUACAGCUUCUGAAUGUACAUGCAGAUAAAUAUGGUCAACGGAGAAAUUGGUACGAAUAAGUUUGUAAAAAGUGACGCCGAUCAGUGGACAAGGAAACAACAAAAAACAAAUACUGCCUUUUAGUAAGAAAAGUGGAAAAUGAAACUUCAGCAACACUAAAAUCAAAACAUACAAAACUGAACAUUUUGAGAAUGCUGUAAUGACAAACAAAUAUAGAUAGAGAAAUGUAAAAAUGAAUCCUGUACAUAGAAAGGUCAUUUUUUCGCGUUAAGUCUAGUUUAACUCGAUUUUCUUUUAGAUUAACGAUACAGUAGCACUCGAUAUAGAAACUGAACGCAAUCAGUUACCAUUUGUAAGUUCUUCACGAACCUUCUUUUUUCCAUUCAAACAAUGCAAAGCGUAAGGAAGCUCAUUGAAUUAAGCUUAUUGGUGCGUUGGGUUCACUAAAAAUGGUGGUCCUAGAACCGGCAACAAUUGCCAAUUCACCACGUUAGAUUCUAUACGCAAGGGUCACAAGUCGAUUUUCGUAGGACGAAUAAUUCAAAUUGAAUAAAAACUAAACAAAAACGGGGUUAAACCAAGCGUAGGACAGAAUACAAAAAAAAACACGCCAUGCCAAUGAUGAGAAUUUUUGCAAUCAAAUAGAGUUUAGUAGGCGAAUAAGAAGAGGGAAGAAAAUAUAGCAAUAUUAUUUGAAUAGAGACUAAACUAAUUAUGAAGCAUAUUUAUAAUGAAGUAGAAUAACUGACGAUUCAAUGAUAUAGGUUAAGGAAUAAAUCGGUAAGCAUUGCACAGAAAAUGGAAAUGUAUAUUUUCAUAAAUUAGGAGCAAACGCAGAUUGAUCGCUGUGUUUUGUAUUUAUUUUCUAGUAAAAAAAAAUUGAGAUCUGAAUGUAGCCAAUUUCGUUGUUAUAUAAGCUAUUGAGGGUUGAAUUUUACGUUUUCAAACAAGUUGUUUUAAUGUAGAUUUUACUAAAUAAAUGCAACGUAACACCUAACAAACCAAUAAGCUUCACAAUGCCAUAUGAAGCAUGAAGUCGUUGGACAUGCAUUAAAUCCCUUAAAAACGGAAGUGCACUAUUUUGAGCAACAAUAUUUAUUCAGUAAGUUCUUCAAAGGUAUUGUUUUUUUUUCUAUUUCAUAACACUAAUCACAGUAAUCGCUGGAGCAUAGUGCAAUAUUCUUCUGUGGUAGGACUCAAAGUGUAAAAAUAAUUCUUCAGGCGUUUCUAUACUGCCCAUAAACGCAUGUCAGUCCCAUGUUUGCUGGAUUUUCCAUUCACAUGGGACAAUUAUGCGUUCAUGGGCAGUAUACAUCAGGUAUGGAAAAAUCAACUACAGAGGCACUUUAUCGAAAAAGAUUAAAACGACAAAAAAAGAUGGGCAAUU
Aedes aegypti (yellow fever mosquito) is the source of this 5859-nucleotide messenger RNA. RefSeq names its product glutamate-gated chloride channel (gene pHCl-1). The transcript is spliced from 19 exons. Bases 1369 to 4167 code for a protein of 932 amino acids. Gene Ontology annotation, biological process: signal transduction; regulation of membrane potential; chloride transmembrane transport. Lineage: Eukaryota; Metazoa; Arthropoda; Insecta; Diptera; Culicidae. The record is from RefSeq and is a predicted model, not a curated record. Gene Ontology annotation, molecular function: chloride channel activity; transmembrane signaling receptor activity; neurotransmitter receptor activity. Gene Ontology annotation, cellular component: synapse; membrane; neuron projection.